AACUCUCUGCGACUUCUGUGGAAUGAUGAUAGCGGUUGUUUACUGUAAAUCCGAUUGUGCCCGUCUUUGUUUCACCUGCGAUGGCUUCGUCCACUCCGCUAAUUCUCUAUCACGACGCCAUAUUCGCUCAGUGCUGUGAGAUAAGUGCAACGCUCACCCCGCCAUUGCCUGCUGUAUGAAUCAUAAAUGUCCGCUCUGUCAGGCCUAUGGAUGGAACUGCGACCUUUGUUCCUCCAUGGGUCCCCCUAUUCAGGAUCUUCCUUCCUACUCUCCUUGCCCUUCCAUCCCUGAGUUUUCACGAAUUUGGUCUUCCGUUCUCGACGUCUCUUCCGAUGCUCCCUCUCACUGGCCCACCUCCUCCUCCAUCAAUGCCGAUUCCAUUUCUUUCUCCGAUGUUGAUUCUCCUCAAUUGCUCCCUGCUAAGUUCAAUGACUGCUCUAAGUUUGACCCCUGGAUCGCUGCUCCUGCUUCUUCCUUCACUCUGAAUCCUUCUUAUCACUUGCCUUUGUCCAGACCUCAACCCUCAUUUCUCUCCGAUGACUCCAAUCUUCCCAAGGGUUGUUCCGAUUUGAAGGAUGUUGAAACUCAUGAGAACAAUGAUAUUUGCGAGGGUCUCAAUCUUGGCGAUGCUUCACUCAACUUGGAAACUGAGGAAGAGCUGUUUGGCUGUUCGCAAGGUACGAUGAAAUGCCAUUUUGGAGCUGGAGAAUUGGAAUGUUUUCUAAUGGGGAAAAACUUGUCUACUGAAUCUAAUGGCCCUGUUGAGAAUACUGUUGAGAAUCCUGUUGAGGAUUCAUUAUCUGGGCAACAAGAUUUUUUGGGAUUUCAAUCAUCUCAAGUCGGUCUUUCCAUGAACACGAUUCAAAAUGGGAAUUCAAAUUGUAUGGUUAUGAAUCCUAGUUGCAAUGGAAACCUCAACAUUGGAUUUCCUACUACUGCUCAGGUUCAUUCAACCAUAUCACUUUCACUCUCAAAUAUCACUGGCGAAAGCAGUGGUACAGAUUAUCAAGACUGCGGUUUAUCACCGGGGUUUUUGGGAGAAACGUCAUGGGACCCUAGCAUGGAAGCUAUUGUUCCACAAGUGAAGGAUCGAAACAGGGAUAAAGCCAAGAUGAGAUACAAUGAAAAGAAGAAAACAAGAACAUUUGGAAAGCAAAUACGAUAUGCAUCUCGCAAAGCCAGAGCUGAUACGAGAAAAAGGGUUAAAGGCCGAUUCGUGAAAGCAGGGGAAGCCUAUGACUACGAUCCUCUCGUGACAAGAAACUUCGAGCCAUGACCCAUGAACACAUCUCAAGGUCUCAUUCCCAAAACGGAAGGCAUAUAGAACAAGGUUGUAAAUAAAGAUGUAGCUAUAGCCAGUACAAGCUUCGUAAGCGGCAGACUGUCAGCAAUCACUGUCCAUAACAGAGGAGUGGUUCUAAAUUGCCCGGAAGAGGUUGGGUUAUUUUUGUGCUCAAAUUGGUUGGUUCUUCGUUUGUUUAACAAGAUUUUUGUGUUUCUCUUGAUUUGUACAGUAGCAAUGGUGAAAUAUAUCCAGUUAGUAAGAGAAAACAGGUGAUGAAGACCUUCGUGGGACAACCUUAGUCCAUGUGUUUUAGCCUCUUUCCUUUCCACCCACGAAAUCAUUGCUUAUUAGGCAGAGCUACAACUUUUUUUUUUUUUUUUUU
Cucurbita pepo subsp. pepo (vegetable marrow) is the source of this 1667-nucleotide messenger RNA. NCBI's taxonomy places the organism in Eukaryota, Viridiplantae, Streptophyta, Magnoliopsida, Cucurbitales, Cucurbitaceae. The record is from RefSeq and is a predicted model, not a curated record.